Molecule: messenger RNA, 1215 nt
Organism: Capronia epimyces CBS 606.96
Lineage: Eukaryota; Fungi; Ascomycota; Eurotiomycetes; Chaetothyriales; Herpotrichiellaceae
Product: protein phosphatase
Exons: 2
Coding region: 1-1215 (404 amino acids)
Biological process (GO): G1/S transition of mitotic cell cycle; peptidyl-serine dephosphorylation
Cellular component (GO): cytoplasm
Molecular function (GO): protein serine/threonine phosphatase activity
Source: RefSeq, a predicted model, not a curated record
AUGGGCGCAGUGAAAGUGCCAGUUCCAGGCCCAGCACGGCUCAAGAGAUCGGCUGGUCCCGACGAGUGGCUUGAAGCAGCAAAGAACUGCAAAUACCUUUCAGAAUACCACAUGAAACAACUCUGCGAAAUCGUCAAAGAGUACAUGAUGGAAGAGUCGAACAUCCAACCCGUUUCCACCCCAGUCACGAUUUGUGGCGAUAUCCAUGGACAAUUCUACGACCUACUCGAGUUAUUCAGAGUCGCCGGAGGCAUGCCGAACGAGUCGGCUCCAGAAACACCCACCACACCCGCAAAUAUCAUCACCGCCGCAAACAUCGAACCUCCUUCCACGAUCACGAAUCCCAAACUGAAAAAGAAGCUAAAACUUGGAGGUGCAGAACACCCCGAUUCACCAAGCGAGAAGAGCAGUGAGGUCAGUGACGCCGAAGACAUCACCUCAUCACAACAAUCAGAACUCGAGGACGAGAGGUCGGAGUCCGGCAACGUCAUCUCACGCCGACAAAAUGCGAAUUUCAUCUUCCUAGGAGAUUACGUCGAUCGCGGAUACUUCUCACUCGAAACUCUCACACUGCUCCUUUGCUUGAAGGCGAAAUACCCGGAACGAAUCACACUAGUAAGAGGGAACCAUGAAUCCCGCCAGAUCACCCAAGUCUACGGCUUCUACGAGGAAUGCGUUCAGAAAUACGGAAACACUUCGGUGUGGAAGGCAUGUUGCCAGGUCUUUGAUUUUAUGACGCUCGGAGCCAUAGUUGACGGCAAGAUAUUAUGUGUCCAUGGCGGUCUAUCUCCGGAGAUUCGAACGUUAGACCAAGUCAGAGUUGUGGCUCGAGCACAAGAAAUCCCUCAUGAAGGAGCGUUCUGCGAUCUGGUGUGGUCCGAUCCAGAAGACGUGGAGACGUGGGCCGUGUCUCCCCGCGGCGCCGGCUGGUUGUUCGGAGAUCGAGUUAGCCAGGAAUUCUGUCACGUCAACGGACUCAACCUCAUUGCACGGGCACAUCAACUGGUCAAUGAAGGUUACAAAUAUCACUUCAAGAGCCAGGAUGUGGUGACGGUGUGGAGCGCACCAAAUUACUGCUACAGAUGCGGAAACCUGGCAUCGGUAUGUCACGUCGAUGAAGAUUUGAACCCGAGUUUCAAACUAUUCAGUGCGGUGAAGGAUGAGCUACGACAUGUUCCGCCAUCGAGGGGUGGUCGAAACGAAUACUUCCUCUAG